Messenger RNA from Bacillus rossius redtenbacheri, 8370 nucleotides. It is a transcript of the gene Afti, whose product is annotated as aftiphilin. Gene Ontology annotation, cellular component: AP-1 adaptor complex; trans-Golgi network membrane. Bases 325 to 2277 code for a protein of 650 amino acids. The record is from RefSeq and is a predicted model, not a curated record. Gene Ontology annotation, biological process: intracellular transport. Gene Ontology annotation, molecular function: clathrin binding. The transcript is spliced from 8 exons. Lineage: Eukaryota; Metazoa; Arthropoda; Insecta; Phasmatodea; Bacillidae.
AAUUAAUUAAUUUAAUUUUCUUAAUGACAAUCUGUAAUUUUUUUUGUAUUCCUUCUAUGUUUACUAAUUUUAUCUAGUCGAAUGCUAGCAGGUUGAAACUUUUUUUUUUACAAUUUUUACAACUCCAAAACAAAAAAUGCAAAAAAUAUUUGUCAGUCUUAAUCGCCUCUGUUAACAAUUUUUUUCCCUAUACAUUUCAUAGUUUUGCUGGUAAGAGGGAUGAGAUUAUUAACUCAAAGGUUGCAUUCCCAACGAUCCUGUAAAUCAUCACCAUGAAUUUAUUUCCAAGCAAGUGGUUACAGUGAAACAUUGAUAUGACAUAAAAUGUCUGGUCUCAUACCACCCAUGGUAUCUUCUUCCCCACCUCCGUUAGAUGACAACCUCGACGAUGAAGAGGAGGAUGAAUUCGGUGACUUUGCUGCAGCAGACUUGUCAUAUGGGCAUGAAGGUUGUGAAGUUGUUUCAGGCGAGGUGACGGUGGCUCCCAAGGCGGGGGAUGUGGAAGCCCCGGCCGCAGAGCCUCGGCUCUGCAACGGAGACAACACGAGCCAGGACUCGGUGAUGUCCGGUGCGACGGACUCCGGGCUGUGCAGUGCCAGCGAGGAAGGUGGCGAUAAGGAGAGAGACGUGGUGGGGGGGCCGAGCAUGCGUGUGCCCUCACCGUGCCUCAGUCCCGACAGCAGGACACGCCUCUCGCCUCCGGCAGAUGUGGACUACGGCACUGAAGAAAGCAUUCCGUGUAAAGAGGAGUCGGAGGUGUCGAGCACGUUGCCUUUUGGUGUGUCAAAUACUUGUAGGGAAUAUAUGGUGUCUUCGUCCAGUGUACACUCAACAGCUGAUUUUGAAAACAGCAGUGUUGUGCCUGUUGAAAAUAGUGGAAUGGAAACAGAGGAUUAUUCAAAAUUCCCACCUGUUUGUGAACAGACACCAUCUGUUUUACUAACAGAUACCCAUGUUAUUGAAGGUACAGUUACCACCUGUCAUGUGCAGGACACUGAAGCUGACAAUAGUCAGGAAUUAUCUGUUGAUAGAUGGACUGGUGAAAUGCAUAACAAUGAUGAAUUUGGUAGUUUCACAGAGUUUUCUAACGUAAGAGAUCAGUUUAGUUCUGCGAGUUGUGAAACAUCACCAACUAAUGUUUUAGAACCUGUUGGGUUGGUAAGUGUAAGUAAUGACUCUGUGCCUCAUGUUGAAGACGAAUUUGUAGAUUUACAAAGUGUGAAUGUGCUUAGUUCUAAAAAUUUUAGUGAAACGUUGGUAGCAGACUUAAAACACACUUCAGUUGUUAAACAGCAUUGUAAUGAAUCUACUUGCUUAGGAAGUGCGCCUGAGAUAGCAAAAACAAAACCAAAUGAUGAGAUGUGGGAUGAGUUUAAUGGGUUUACGAGUGCUCCAAAAAGCUGUGAUGAUGGUUUUGAGGCUGAGUUUGCAGAUUUCUCGGCAGCGACUGCUAUUGAAAAGCAGCAAACAAAUUCAGGGGACUGGGCAGAUGUUUCUGUUCAGCAGAGUGUUGCUCCCACCAUCAGCAUAAGUACAACAGAAGAUGAUUUUGAAGACUUUAAAAGUAUUGCGUGUGCAAAACCUGUGCCUCAAGACUACACCUUGUUGCUGGAGGGCGCAGUGUCGAGCCUGUUCCCUGCAGUGGAGGACGGGAACCCGUGUCCCGCAGACCCGGCUGCGCUGAAGCAGAGCCGGGUGUGGGAGCAGCUUCGCGACCUCGAGACGAGCCACGCCUUGCUGUACCAGUGGUCGGGAUCUGCCGGCAACAAGCUACUGCUCUCUGCGCUCGGCAUCGACGCCCGCAACAUCCAGUUGUUUGGUCCUCGCUGGAAUGUCUCGGUGCCGAGGUUCGCCGCUAACCUGGGGCUGAGCCCGCUGGAGCCAGUCAGGGCCAGUAACACAGUCAGCACAGCCUCCCCGGGUAUGCCUCAGGCCGCAGAGAGCAAAACAGAGGAUGUACCGGCAGCACAGUUCGAUUGGAAUGGCUCUGGACUAGUGAACCCCCUGGACUCUGCACAGUCGACACUGCUUGACCUCGACUUUCUCAACACCUUCGAUAACUUAAGCUCGUACACCUGUGCCCCCGCCGCUGCCUGGAGGCUCCAGCCGCCCAGGCCGCGGAAGACGGAGCCGGCGACGCGGCGACGCAACCCGCUGGUUCUCAGCGCGGAGGCGCUCUCGGUGCUGGAGACCCUCCCCGACCUGUCGUUCAUGCGGGCGCGCCUGCUCGCGUUCCCGCUCCACGGCGGCGACGCGCCCGGCCCAGACGCCUUCUGAGGCUCAGUGUCACUUGCCCAUGUCAUCACUGCGGCGCAAUGCCAUUCCUUCAUUUCCUGCUGUCCGCUCUAGUCUCUUGAAGAAUAGAAAUGAUGGUAACGAUUUUGUUUCGUGUAUAGAGGAUGGAUGUAUUUUCUCCACCAGUGUCAAAACACAUGAAGUGGUUGUGAUUUUAGAUAUAAGUUUUAACAAAAAAAAAAUGUUGUGGUGGGUGUCUUUAUCAUUAUAGUUGGUAUUGGUAUUACCAUAGUUACUUCUGUUUUCCAUUCUAAAAAUUUAUGUAAAUCAAUUUUUUUUUUGUUUGUGUGUCAACCAUGAGAGAUUUUGUAUAACUAGUCACCUGAAUUAUGUAUAUAAGUAUUAUUUUUGAAGUGUUUCAGAGUAUUUAUUUAUUAUGCAUAAUUAUCUGCACACUGCACUUGUAACCUUUGAUGUAAGUAAAAUGCUGACUACCUUAAACAAACUACUACUCUAAAUACGUUAAAAAUCUUGUGAGUACAGUCAACAUUAGGAUUCCUGCUUUGUUAUAAGACUGAAAUCAUUUUGGCUGAAGUGAAGUGAAAGAUUUAAACCAUAUUUUUAGUUCUGCUAUUGAAAGUUAACAUAGUGUGUACCUAAGAAAAACAUACUGACUUGUAUUUUUGCUACUAAAUUAUCCAUGCAAUUUUGAAAUUAUGCAUGAAUAUUUUAACGAAACUGAGAAAUUUGACUUUGACAGGUUAUAACCAACCAUUUUUCUCCUGCAAGUGUGUUUCACAUAUGUGUAUGCUGACAAAGAGAUAGAUAUUGUGACUCAUCAGUGCAGUUAUAAUUUUGUAAUGCUGGUUACUUUUUAUUGUUUUUUGUCUAAUAAUAUAUAAUAUGCAGCUGUCCGGCAAAAUUUUUCUCUUAAAAUUUUUACUGUUUACUGUUUUUAUGAAAUAUGUAAUUCACUUAACUAAACUAGAAGAUGAAUUGUAUUUGCAAGUCUACAGUAAGGUUCUAUUUAUAUGACAUACUCUAAGGAAUAAAGAAACUGAAAUUUUUUUGGUUGUUGGUAAUACAUUUUCUGUAAAAUAUUUUUUUUAAAUUUGUUUUAAUUGGCUUUUUUUUAUUUUUUUGGACAAUAUAUUUGUCAUGAAAGUGGGGUAGGGGGGAAGGGGCUGACUUGAUUAUCUAAAUUCUAUUUACAAAAAAUAUUUUAGCAAUUUAACAGUCAAAAAUUCUCUCCUUGAACUUGUCUUGACUUCAGUUAUUUCUCGGGACUAUUUAAUCUUUGUUUCCGUAGACAUAAUGCUUUGGUGGUACUAUUUAUAGUUUUGUACAAUUUAAUGUCAUCAGCACUUAUAAUUCAUUUAUUUAUGUAUUAAAGAGAAGUGGAGAUAAUUACUUAAUUUUUCUUCUAAGAAUUAUAGUCUGCAACAGUUGAUUGAGGGGGUAAAUAAACAGUACCAAUCAUAAAUUUUUUUAGUGUUGAUAAUUCUAAUAUCUACCCAUAUAGCUUCAAAUUUAUGGUGAUCAAAUUCAUUUUUCUGGACUGAAUGUGGAAAAAUUUGAGAGUGGAUAGCUAUGAGGACUCCCCCACCCUGAGUGCAAGAGGUAUUAAGAUUAACAUAAUCUCUAUCUCUGUGAAAUACAAAACAUUUUUUUUCUGGAAAAUAAUGGGAGUUUAAACAAUGAUUAUUUAGUCACUUUACAGUUAAUCAUAUAAUAGGAUAAUUUACUGAAUUUAUGUUUUCAUAAAAAGAGAUUGUUUUAGUCCGAAGACCUCUUUCAUUUUGGUAAUAAAUAUGAAUAUCAUCCUCGACUUGCAGCAAUUUAUUUCAAUCAUUUAAUUGCAGGCAUUUCUGAUUGCCUCAGUAGGUUGAACCAAAGUGUUAUCAUCAGUUUUAUUUCUCUCCACGCUGACAUCAGGAGUGAAUAAUUGGUGGUUUUGUAGGCGCCGGUAGAAAGGACUAAUAAGGCAACCAGAGGGCUAGAAAAUAGUGUUAUAAAUCCGAUCAUAAUCUGUCUCUGCAACAACCACAUAGAAGUAAGAAUAAGAGUCGUAUUUAGUUUUUAGUUUAACAACCUUGAGGUUUGAUAUCUUUAGUUCGGAGUUAACGUAGGAUAUUAUUUCAUUCUCAUGAACAUCAGGGGCAAAUCUGGAAACAAAGAUAGCUAUCAUGCGUGGUUGAACUGGCUUGGCUAUUGUUCUGAGGUUCACAUUGUCGCGGACUUCAAACUGUACUUUACUUUUUGCCGUCACUUGCUUACUUACAGUUGAAGGUUUCUGCUUGAGCGGGGUAUGUCGCCUGUGCAUAGUUGUGAAGCCGUCUGUGUCAGCAGACGGCGGUGCAGCAGUUUCCUUACUGGCACUGACGCUCGGUUGACACUUGCUGACUGUCUUGCUGCAUCGUUAUGUGGCUGCUUUAGCCCAGGUUCCGUGUGCCAUGUGUGGCCAUUGGUCUGUGCAAAAAUGCCGAGGGGUAUUUUGUCCAUCCUUCAUAACUUGGCUGUAGGAUUUAUUAUUAUGAGGAAAAUGCCCGUUUGCUGUAAUUGAUGCACAAUGAGCGCAGUAAUGAGUAUCAUUUAAAGAUGUUAUCAUGGUUCUUCCAGGUUCUUUAUUUGGUCAGUAACACAUCUAUUUAUCUGCCAAUAUUAGAAACGCAGAUUUAACACUCUCAUCUGGACUAUUUUCAGUGAGGUUAGCCGUCUUUUCGUACAGCUUGAUAGUUUCUGCUUGAGAGUUGUUUGCACUACUGUCACAUGUUCAGAAUCUUGCUUGCUCAAUGUCAGAGUGAAAGACUCUUUUUAUUCUUCGUUGGUGAUCGAAACAUAGUCGCUGUAUUAGUACACCUUACACAUAAAUAUGAUCCCUCCUUAGUAAUCAAAUUACUUUUUUUAACUACACACCUCUCAUGAAUACGUGCAUCAUAGUCACUUGAACAAAAGAAAUUUCUGUACCAAAAAAGGCCUUACUUCAUACUAAACAUAUGUCCUCACUUUGCUCUAUUACACAAAUGAGGUCAAAUACAAAAUGAAAGCUGUCACCAAAAGCCCCUUUGCAAGGGAGCGCUCACAAUAAACAUCCGCAUUCAAGAAGAGCUCGUACUGUUUUACAUAAUGUCCUAAUUGUUCAGUUUCCUUAAAGAAUCCACCGCAUCAGCAAUGGUUUUCAUAUGAGCUGCAUCAUUUUAUAUUGUGAACACUUGUUUCAUUACAUGAAACACGAGUAAAUACUAGAAUUUUAUUCAGUGGUGAUAUUUUUAAUAAAUACCAUGCAUUUAUGUUGAAAGAACAGUAUUUCGAAAUUGCAUGGAUUUUUAGUAAAUUUAUGGUAUAUGAUGUUUCAGUUUAGGUAUUUUUUAUUGUCAAUGAGAUAGGAAUGUGCGAAGUUUAGAAAAAUUUAAGGUAAAUUUAAGAUUAGUUUUUUUUUUUUACUUGAGGUGAUUAAAAAUUAUAUUUUAACUGUCAACUCUCUAAUAAUACAUGUCUGUUAAACAGCACACAACAUAUGGGGGGGGGGGGGGGAAGUUGACAGUUUUGAGGCCUCAAUUCAGUUUGUUGAGAAGUAAAACAAAACAUUUAUGAGAUUUAUUUUAAACAUCAUCUUUAGAUAAUAAUUUUCGUUUUCUGUUAUAUUUAUUCAACAGUUUACAGAGUAUAAACACACCAUGAAAACUCAUUUGUAAGUUGUGCUACCGCAGUACUAUGAAAAUAGUGUAGAUACACUGAAAAACAUUUGUAAAUAGCAGUUUCCUAUAAUUUUUUUUUAAAUUUAGUUCAGUGUAUACUUUUUUCCUCGAACUGUUUUGUUGUUCUAUUAGUAUAAAUUUAGUGUGUAGUGUGCAGGAUUUUCUGAUAAAACAUCUGCUAAGUUGCUCAAAGUUGUAGUUGAAAAAUUAUCCUAAUUUAGCAAGAAUUUUGGUCAUCUUUAACUUUGUAUUUGGGAAAGACUUAGAUCUUCGGCUUCAACAUGAUUCAAAUUAAAAAAAAAAAAGAUCUUCGCACACCCCUACAUUGAGAAUUAUUUUUGACUUUACAAUUUGUUAAUGAAUGUUUAUAUGAUAAUUUGGUUUCAAAACUGUAAUGGACAUAUCUAGUGCUGGGCCUGUGCUGACAAUAGUCAAAGUUAAAAGUAGAAUAUUAAUAUAAGUAUUUAAUAAUGAAUAGUAUUAGAUAUUUAGAUACUUGUUCCUGUUACCAGUUUCAACUUAAUUUUGAGCAUAUGCACAUCUGUUGAAAGUUGAAAUCAAAUAUAAAUGAGAGAGAGCUUAUGAACCUCUCUAGUGUUUUCAGGCAGAGGUAUCUUCCUUGAUAUUAAUAUUCUCUGUGGAGGGGUGAGAUGCCGCCAACCACUCUGGGAGCUCCGUGUCAGCACCCAGUACCACGUUCCUGACACACAUUCGUAUGUUCAUUGACCAACCUACCAAUGGUUGAAGUCUUUGGUGCAGGCCAAUAUCUGUAAGUAGAAGUACAUUUCUAAAUAUGAGUUUGAAUUCUUUUGUUGACAUUUUACAGGUGCAAAAAUUUUAUAAAUGUUUUUGCACUUGGUGAGAUUAAUAUGCUAUCAUAAAGUUUUACACUUGUUCAAUUUUAAUUUCUUUGUAAGAAGUUAUUGAACAUAUAAAUCCUGACUUUCAGAGCCGUGUUAGAUUAAACUUUAUGUCAAUUCUUAACACAUUGUAUAUAAAAAAAAAUGUUGGUGGUUAACUGUAUCAUGUUUAGUAUCUGUAGCAUCAGUAUUGAAGGCAUCUGCAGUAUCAGCCCAGCAUUAUGCCAAACCAGAUUUUUCCUUUUGUAAUCAUGUGAUUUUUAGAGGAAAAUCUAACUGGUCAUUAUAUCCCAUUGGAGUUUUUCCAGAUGAAUACAUGAUCCACAUGUUACACCAUAAAAUAGUAAAAUGAUUUUGUAAAUAAAUGUAGUUUUGUUGCAUACAUUAAAAUGUGGUGACACCUUGCUGGGUGCAAGAAAAUAAAUCUUGCAAUUAUUUUAUCUACAGUUUCUUUUGUAAGAACUUUUAAGACAAUUAGUUGUGUCUGUAAUUUAAUGGUCCAGAUAGUAUUAUAACUUCACAUUGAAGAAAAAAAUUGUGAGAGUUGUUCCAAAACAACACAAUCUUUAUGUCCUCUCGAUAAGUAUUGAUAUGAACUGUACUUAAAAUCUUUAAAGUGAGUGUGCAUUUUGUUUUUGUUUUGUAGCCUGCUGUUUUUCUUAAAUAGGGCAUGCAAGCACAUCAUUUUUUUUUAUAUUUAUUAGUUUUGAGUUUGAAAAUUAAGUGGACUGCAAACUACUGUGAAAUGCAAAAUAUUCUAUCCAUUCAAGAAAACUCUUUGCAGUGACGUACUGUACACAUGUCUUUCAAAUGAAUACCUGUAAGUAUGUAUUAGCUUUUAAACUUUUGUAGCUAAAAUGAUUCCGAGCUCAUUUUGGUUUAUUAUUUUGGUUACUGGUAUUCAAAAUAUUUUCUAUAACCGUCAAAAGUGUUUUUUUUCAGUUGGAAUAAGUAUGUAGCUUCAUGUGAUGUACUGUGUAACAGGCUGUAUUGACUUUGGAGGACAUUUUUACUUCCCUGAUAUUAUAUUCUACCUUUAAAAUUAUUUUCAGUUAGUUACUUGGAAAAAAGUCAAGGUUUUUCUGUGUUCAGUUUAGAAAGAGAUUUGAAAAUUUAUUUUAUUUUGCAUAUUUUACUAGGAGUCUGGGAAGUCAGAGACAAAGAUACCAGUAACAUGAAAUACAAAAAAAGUAUCAGUAUAAAAAUUCUUGGGAUUCAUGUCUAAACUUUUUUCCACUGUAUUAUUUUGAUAUAGUUAUAAUCAGGUGUUACUUUUGGAAUAUUUAACCACCUGCACCUGAAUUGUCCAGUGUAAGCCCAACAAGAAGCAAAGUUAAGUUAAUUUAUUUUCUGGCUAUGGGAGAUAUCAUUACGAAUUUUUAAUCUGUGUAGAAUAUGCAAAAUAAAUAAAACGCAGGAUUAUUAGAGUUGUGCCGGUUGUAACGUUCUUUGUUUGAUUGGUAUGCCAUAGCAUUGAAGUGAGAAUGUGUUGAACAUUUUUAUGAUGUUCUUAUAUGUAUCUUGUUUAGUGUUUAUAAUCAAUUAGAUUGUGCAUAAAGUUGUUUGAAAAAGUGAAA